Molecule: messenger RNA, 479 nt
Organism: Dermacentor silvarum
Lineage: Eukaryota; Metazoa; Arthropoda; Arachnida; Ixodida; Ixodidae
Exons: 3
Coding region: 81-479 (132 amino acids)
Source: RefSeq, a predicted model, not a curated record
GGCGCGCCGAGGGACGCCUCGGAUACAAGCACGCACCCGAUACAGGCGCCGUGGUCCCUCUGACGUACGUGCACACGGGCAUGGACCGGGCGGAGCACAAAGAGCGCGGCGAACGUCCGCUGGUCCUCCUGUUCACGGGAUCACCAGGACACUAUCAGGACUUCAGCUACACCAUCCCUUUUCUGGACAGGCACGGCGCCGACGUUCUCUGCUUCAACUGGCCCACCUUCCUCUUCACCAAAAAGACCGGCUACUGGGGGCACAGCAGUGAGGAGAAAACCCACCUUGCCAUUGAUUUCCUCAAGAAGCUCGACAUAAAAGAGGUCGACUUGCUGGUAAGCCACAGCUCGGGUGCCUACCCUGCGGUCGAGCUGACCGCCGAACAUUCUGACGUCCAAGUGAAGUCCCUGGCUCUCCUUAUGCCCACCACCGGCACCGACGUCAGGUUGGUUGGUGCGCAGAAAGGCAGGAGGGUUUAG